AUGGGUUGGCUUCAAAUCGUAGGUUUUUGCGCAUCGCUGCCGCUCACUUUGAACGCACAGCAGUUUGCGCAAAUCACAUAUGCGUAUGAGGCGCUUGGUCUGGGCGAGACUUGCUUCGCAGCAGUCAACGCCACUGUCCAAGAAUGCUCCGGUCUUUCACCCAAUUAUAUCGCAAUUGAUGGCAAUCCUCGGCUUUUGAAGAAAGCUGAGUUGGAGGAGCUGUGUGUGCCAAGCUGCGGCAGAGCGCUACAGGAUUCCAAGUCGGCCAUAGCCGGAGCCUGCGAAAAGGAUUCUGUAGUGAAGAGUGGCCAGAAGUACCCAGUAACUUUGAUGAUUGACUAUAUAUUGUACAGCUACACUCUGUCAUGCCGCAAAGAUCCCUCAUCCGGUCAGUUCUGCGAUAUUCUGUACCAGAAACACCGAGAACAACCAUCACAAGACCUAGUCUGCUCGGAUUGCCAGAUUGGCACUUGGAAAGACCAGCUGGAGUCUCCUGUUGGCUAUGAUCCACAGUAUGCAGAGGAGUUUGCUGCGCUCACUGCGUCCUGCAAGACAGGUGGGUACGCGUUCAAGACGCCGUCAUACUCGGUCAUUCAACCUGUUCCGACCUCUCAGCCUGUGUUCACCUGUGAGAGGCCAUAUACGGUGGCUGCUGGUGAUACGUGCUCAUCUGUGGCCCAAAAGCGCAGUGUCACGGAAUACGGAAUUUCUGACUUGAAUGGCCUGAGCAUUGACUGCGAUCCUCUACCAGUCGGCAAGACCAUAUGCAUACCACCGACAUGCAAAGUGCACAAGAUUGGGGCGGCGGACGACAUCAAUGGACUCGCUGCCAAAUACCAGGUGACUGUGGGACAGCUUGUAGCUUGGAAUCCCAUGAUCAGGCUUGACGGUAGCAAUCUUCGUAAUUUAUUUGACCGUUCAAUUUGCAUUAGUGCUCCUGGCGGAGCGGUAAAUGUCGAUCGAGGCCGGCCGGAAAAAGCGGUGCCAGUCCCGAAAAAUGCCCACGGAGACUCCAACAAGAAUUGUGGCAAGUGGUACACGGUCAAGAAGGAUGACAACUGCGCCAAGAUAAGCCUGGCCAACAGCGUCUCCCUGGACGACUUUUACUUUCUCAACCCCGGUGUCGACAAGACGUGUUCCAACUUGUGGCUCAACUACGCAUACUGCACACAAGCCGUCGGCGAUAUUAAGACUUAUCCUGGCUAUCCGGUGACGAUGCCGUCAACGACCUUUACACGCCCGGCGCCGACUCCCACUAAGCCUCGCCAAGAGAAGCUACUCGCUCCUGGUACCAUUCAAGACUGCUUCAAAUAUGAAGCGGGCUUUGACAUGUACUACCUGGAUUUAGAUACGCUCAAUACUUGUCAGAGUUUUGCGCACUGGAACAACGUCACAAUUGACGAGUUGCGAGAAUGGAACCCGAGCCUGCCCGUGGGUCGUUGCAUGUUCUCAAAGACUCAACGAUAUUGCGUGCAGAAAGUGAAAGUAGAAAUACCGGUUCCGAAAGAGAAGAAACCUUGGUGCAUUAAGCUGCGCCCGCGCCCCGAUGCCAUCAUUGAGCCUGGCACAGCUAAGGACUGUGACUGCUACUCAUUUGUUAGCGACUGGGAAAUCAAAUACGAUGUUACUUGUGAAGUUGUGGCGGAUAAGUUUGGGAUAGACCUGGCUACAUUCAGGGCUAUGAAUCCCUGGUUGUCCGAGAUGUCUUGCACAAAGGACUUGAUUGCUGGUCUUAGUGAAGAAAAAAAUUAUAAGUAUGUUUGCGCUGGAGUACCUGGACUUCCCCCGAAACCAACAAGCACCACAACGGCAACGCCCACCACCAAGACAACCCCGACCCCAACGUCGACGCCAUCGACAUCCACCUCGACACUCACGCCUACGAAGCCGACAUUUACAGGCGGCACAGCUGCGACACCGAGCCCUACACAGUCAGGCAUGAUCAAGACUUGCAACCGCUUUCACUACGUGCCCAAGGGCGGCCAGUCCUGCGACAGCAUUGCUCGGGAGAAUGGCAUCAGCGUCCCCGACUUGCGCAAUUGGAACGCCAUAGUCGGAAAGGACUGCGCUGCACUCACUGUGGACUCGUAUGUGUGCGUCAGCGCCGAUAUUCCGUAUUCUUUCCAGCCAGAAAUGGCGGGAUGGACCAUUUACGGCGACGGCUACAAAGUCAGCGACGGAACCUUGGUCGCGAGCAGCUCCGCUGGUAACAAGGCCAUCCUGAACACGCCGUGGACUGAUGCCGACAUCAGCAUGGACGUCAAGUUGGAUGGAGACACGGGAGAUGCGGGUUUCAUCUUGCGCGGGUCCAACAUGGGCACUGGCCCCGACGCGUAUAGCGGCUACUACGCCGGCAUCAGCGCGUCUGGCUGGGUUGUUCUCGGCCGUGUCAAUAACGGAUGGAACCAGAUUGGCCGGUCCAACGCAAGCAUACCAAAGAAUACCUGGCAGAAACUGCGCGUACGUGCCAUCCGCGACAGUAUUGAGGUGUUUCUGGGCUCCGGCAGGACGCCCCUCAUCACCGCGCGGGAUGCCACCUUUGGCAGCGGCCUCGUGGGCACUCGCGCGUACUACACGGGCGCCUCUUUCAAGAGUCUGUCCAUUCUCCCGGCGCGGUUCGAAGAUUUCCAGAGCAUGCCUGAUGACUGGACAACGUAUGGCCGUGCCUUCAACAUGACGCCCAACGGCAUGAUUGUCGUUGCCGAGGGGGAGGCGCGGGCGGCCGACUCUACCAAGUACGCCGACGUCGUAGUCGAAGCAAACUUGGCCAUCAUCAACGAAGUUUCCGGCGAGUCGGGGGUUCUCUUUCGCGCAUCCAAUGUCAAGGAAAGCAGCUACCGCGGCUACUAUGCCUAUCUGAGCCUGGAGAACGGCGUCGUGUUGGGCCGACAGGACGACGCUGGAUGGAAGCAACUACAGAGCGUCAAGGUGGAAUUGAGACGUGAGACAGUCUACAACCUCCGCGUGGAGGCUUACAGCUCUUCACUCUACGUAUAUCUGGACGGCGAGAUGAAGGUGCGCGCCGACGACGGCCUCUUUAUGCGAGGCGUCGUUGGGCUGCGCUCCGCUUACGCGCUGACGCAGUUCCAAGGCAUGUACAUUACAGGCCAGCGGUCGUCUAUCGUUAUCGACGACUUCUCAGACGGCACCAUGGCUGGCUGGCAGGUCUACUCUGGCGAAUUUGACGCCUCAUCUCAGGUUCUCGUGGCCAAGAGCGCGGUUGACGGUAAGGCCGCGCUGGGUAGCUUCUUCGCCAACGUCUCCAUAACCGUGGACAUUGCGUUCCCCGAUGGCGGCGGCGGCGGCGGCGAUGCGGGCGUCAUAUUCCGUGUCGCGGAGCUGGGACCCGGUCCGGAUGAUUUGCGCGGAUACUACACGGGCAUCUCCCGCGACGGAUGGGUCAGGGUCGGGCGCAUGGACCGCGGCUGGCAUGAGUUCAAGAGAGGAAAGACGUGGGAGCUCCAGGGGCCAACCAAGAUGAUUGUGUCGGCCAGCGGGGAUACGAUUCGGGUCGUGGUCCACAGGCAGGUACUGGUCGAGACACAAGACGGCAUAUUUGCGGGCGGUCUGAUGGGCGUGCGGACGUAUCAGACGGACGUUAGCUUUGACAAUUUAUUGGUGAAGGAGAUGUAA
Beauveria bassiana ARSEF 2860 is the source of this 3633-nucleotide messenger RNA. Its product is annotated as LysM domain-containing protein. Gene Ontology annotation, molecular function: hydrolase activity. The coding region runs from base 1 to 3633 and encodes 1210 amino acids. The transcript is spliced from 8 exons. Lineage: Eukaryota; Fungi; Ascomycota; Sordariomycetes; Hypocreales; Cordycipitaceae. The record is from RefSeq and is a predicted model, not a curated record.